Molecule: messenger RNA, 669 nt
Organism: Penicillium canariense
Lineage: Eukaryota; Fungi; Ascomycota; Eurotiomycetes; Eurotiales; Aspergillaceae
Product: low-affinity Cu transporter
Exons: 3
Coding region: 1-669 (222 amino acids)
Biological process (GO): copper ion transmembrane transport
Cellular component (GO): membrane
Molecular function (GO): copper ion transmembrane transporter activity
Source: RefSeq, a predicted model, not a curated record
AUGGAUCAUUCGAUGCACAUGAAUCACGGCGAUAUGGACCACGGUGAUAUGGGUCAUGGUGAUAUGGACAUGGGCCAGUGCAACAUGAAUGCAAGUACACUUGCGAAUACGUCUAUAGAAAUUCCCUUGCUAAUGUCAUCUUUGCUUGACCAGAUGGUUUUCACGUGGUCCUCCAAGAACCUCUGUGUCAUCUUCCGCCAGUGGCGUAUCACCGGCCCCGUCUCGCUCCUCCUCUCGCUCAUCCUCAUCGUCCUCCUCACUGCCGGCUACGAAGGUGUCCGACAAGUAACCCGCAAGUACGAAGCUGCUCACAACCAGCGUCUGAAUGCAUUUGCUGUGUCGGCAACUACAGGUGGAGCUCUCUCAUUGAUGUCUUGCCCUGCAGUCGAUGGGAUCCCCGAGCCGGCCACCGCUAAUGUCUACGAUAAUAUCCAUGGCGAGGGCUCACCACUGCUUGUAGGACGGGACAAUAGGGCUGCUAUUGCACGCCAGGGGAGAAUUACUUUGGCGGCGUUAUAUGCCAUUCAGGUCUUCUACAGCUUCUUCAUCAUGCUUCUAUUCAUGACAUACAACGGCCUGAUAAUGCUGGCGGUUGCGGUUGGUGCAUUCGUUGGGUACCUGGCCUUUGCGGAUGGCACUCCGGCUACCAAGUCCAUUGCUUGCCACUGA